UUUACAGAGGUAUCCAAAAAUUUCAAAUAAAAAUUUGUUUUGAUUGUCAAAGACGUCUUCGUUCUCGUAGUGUCUGGUGAUGUAGUUUCGUCAUUUCAUCUCACCAUUUCAAUAGAAACUGUUAAAUUAAUCAUUCCGCUGAAAGACUGAAUAUCAGAUAAUGAGAAUCCUAUUUGUGCAUCCCGAUCUUGGCAUCGGUGGUGCUGAACGACUAGUCGUAGAUGCGGCCAUAGCGUUGCAGAAUAAAGGUCAUUCGGUCAGUUUCCUAACAAAUCAUCAUAAUCCGAAUCACUGUUUCGAUGAGACCGUCAACGGAACGCUAAAAGUGGAAACGGUUGGGGAUUGGUUGCCGCGAAGUGUUUUCGGAAAGUGUUCCGCAUUCUGUGCCUAUUUCCGUAUGGUCUAUGCGGCACUGUACACAGUGUUUUUCCUGUCCAAAGCACAGAAAAUCGACGUCAUCUUCUGCGACCAAAUAUCGCUCGGAAUUCCGAUAUUUCGUCUAGCUUCCAAUCAACCGAAAAUCUUGUUCUACUGCCACUUUCCCGAUCAGUUGCUGUCAGCACAGGGAUCGGUGCUCAAACACUACUAUCGAAUGCCGUUGAAUUUCCUGGAGGAAAAAACUACCGGCCAGGCAGACGGUGUACUGGUCAAUAGCAAAUUCACUCGGCGAGUGUUCAAAGAGACAUUCAAAUCGCUUCGAAUGAUGCCGGAAGUGUUGUAUCCAUCACUGAAUACCGUUGCUUUCGAUGAUACAACGAUUGACCGGAAGGAAAUUCUGCUACAGUUUUCAGCGGAGAAUUACGUGUUUCUGUCGGUGAAUCGGUACGAACGCAAGAAGAACAUUGGAUUGGCACUGAAGGCUGUGAAGGCAUUGGAAAAGAUUGUCAGUAAAAUGGAAUGGGAACGAACGGUAUUGGUUGUAGCCGGUGGAUACGACAGUCGAGUAGAGGAAAAUGUUGAGCAUUUCAAUGAAUUGGUGCAAUUAGCUGGUGAUCUCGGCAUUUCUCACAAGGUCACAUUUUUGCAAUCACCGAGCGACAAAUACAAAACAUGGCUGAUGCGUCAAAGUGAAGCCCUGCUGUACACACCGCAAAACGAACACUUCGGCAUUGUGCCACUGGAAAGUAUGUACCUGCGCAAGCCGGUCAUUGCAGUGAACAGUGGCGGUCCAACGGAGACAAUAAUCCACGAAUCGACCGGAUUCUUGUGCGAACAAAAUGAAAAUGAAUUCGCCGAAGCGAUGGCCAAAUUCAUUCGCGAUCGUACGUUGAGCGAUUGCAUGGGCGAAAUGGGACAUAAGCGGGUCCGGUCGACAUUUUCGUUCGAAGCGUUCACAGAGAAAUUGGAUAGGAUUGUGAGGGAACUGGUGGUUGACAGUACGAAGAAAGUGAAAUGACAAAUGGGGCUCGUCUAACCA
Molecule: messenger RNA, 1417 nt
Organism: Bradysia coprophila
Lineage: Eukaryota; Metazoa; Arthropoda; Insecta; Diptera; Sciaridae
Gene: Alg2
Product: alpha-1,3/1,6-mannosyltransferase Alg2
Biological process (GO): dolichol-linked oligosaccharide biosynthetic process
Cellular component (GO): endomembrane system
Molecular function (GO): GDP-Man:Man(1)GlcNAc(2)-PP-Dol alpha-1,3-mannosyltransferase activity
Source: RefSeq, a predicted model, not a curated record